GCGAUGCGGUCGUAAUAUUUUACGCUAAUCGGCAUCAUAGAUUAUUUAUUGUUUAUUAAUAAUGGCACCUAUUGUCUAAUUUCCGCUUGGAGUGAUUACAACUCUCCACUGCGCUUUAUACAGUUCUCUUUGCUCCACGGUAGUUACCUGGAGACCAUAGAUCUGUGAUAUUUAAGUGAUGACACGUGGUAGCUUUACAAACUCAGGUAGACACCAGUUGAACUCCUACACAAAUGUUUAGAUAAUAUGCAAACGCGCCUCUUAGUUCAGUUCAAGAAUUUUGGUGCCAUUAGUGAGUGCGAGAAAAAUAAAUUUGUUUAAUGCUCCCAACAAGCGUACUCAGAUCGGUCACUGAGAUGGGGGACCUGGCAACCCACAGAAAUGUCAGCGUGGACCAAAUCGCGCCAAAUCCUCGCAGGAGACAUGCUAGAAAUGCCAAAUUUUACUUCUCCCAAUACUGCGGAGCGACAAGCAUCCAUGGAAUGCAGUAUUUAGGCGAGCGUGGUCGAUAUGCGAUUGAAAAAAUUGUUUGGUUCUUAAUCAUUCUCACAGUAGCCACCUGCAGCACAAUCCUGGUAUUGAAAACGUAUAGAAAAUGGGUAACCUCGCCUGUGAUCGUAUCUUUUGCAACCUCCGAAAAUUCGAUAAGUGAAAUUCCUUUUCCCGCCGUCACAAUCUGCCCGGUAGUCAAAUCCAACGUGGAGACGUUUAACUUUACAGACGCGUACCUCAAAAAAAUACUCGGAACUGAGCUGCCACCAUUUGACGAAGAAGCGUGGAGAAGCCUUUCGUUGAUAUGUUCAAUAGACUUACCGGCGAGUGAAACCGAUGACGACCUUUUUGUAAAUGACACGGCAGUUGCUAUGCUACUAAAUGUGUUUCCCGAGCUCGACUCUGAAAAUAUAUCUGAACUGAAAUGGCGAGGAAAAAUUUUAGAUCCUAACGAGUAUUUCUCUUACACUUUCACCAGUGAAGGUAUCUGCUAUUCCUUUAAUAUGCUGGAUGCAGGAGAUAUAAUUAAAAAUCCUGAAGAAUACACAAUACCAACUGAUAGAAAAUCGCAUAACGUUCGAGAAUGGUCACUAGACAAGGGUUAUUCUACAUCUGAUAUAGAUGACAGUUAUCCCAUGAGAACAUUUGUAUCUGGUGCGCUGGGGGGAUUCGUAUUUGAUGCAAUGACAACGAAAAGGAAGGACCUAGACUAUUUAUGCCAGGAAUCACUGCAGGGAUAUAAGGUCGUGCUUCACCAUCCAGCGGAAUGGCCUAAUCUCGAUAGACACUUUCGAGUACCACUAAAUAGCGCGGUCGAUGUGGGUAUCAAGCCAAGGGUAACAGGUGUCUCACCUACACUGAGAGAUUACGACCCAAAGCGUAGGAAAUGCUACUUCACCGAGGAAAGGCAGUUGACAUACUUCCGAAAAUACACCCAGACCAACUGCCUUCAAGAAUGCCUAUCGAACUACACGCUGAGAACGUGCGGUUGUUUGGGAUUUUACAUGCCAAAGGAUAGAGACACGCCUAUAUGCGGACCUGGUAACCUACCCUGCCUUUAUCAAAGUAAAAUCGACUAUCCCAAGCACGACAAGGAGGCGUGCUUCUGUCUUCCAUCUUGCACAUCGCUGGAAUACGACAUAGAACUCUCUAUUAUCGACUGGGACUGGCAUAGAGCAAUUAAUGCAAUGCGUGCAGUGUCUCAUAAAAAUUACACUAUGGAGUUUGAGAAAUUGUACUUAGCGCGACUGUCCAUAUUCUUUAAAGACAUGCAAUUUCUGGCAUCCGAGCGAAACGAGCUGUACGGUUUCGUCGAUUUUCUUUCAAGCAUCGGAGGAUUGCUGGGAUUAUUCAUAGGAAUCUCAAUCACCUCCUUUAUUGAGGUUAUCUACUUUUGUACCCUAAGGCUGUGGUGCAACCUCAAAAAAUAUGGCCCCGGAUAUUGGUCGGGCGAACCGGAUUUGGUUGACGAGGACGAGCAGAAUGGUGCCAAAGUGUUGUGAUAUUUAAUUGAAAUAAUUGUUCUUAAUAGGUCAGCUUGACGUUCCGCAUCUGGACGGAUCUAAAUUUGGAUAUAUGUAAUAAACUGUGACCUAUUGUUGGAUAAAAUUCAAUUAAUUAAUUCACUACAUUAAUAGUUGUCUAAUUAGAAUAAUAUUAAGUGCGCGAUAAGUCAUGAAGAUCUGUUUACGAGACUUUUUUGUAUAGCUUCAUAGUGAUCUAGAAUUAUAAUUGUACUUGAGGUGAAAUAUUACUUCGUGAAAAUUGUAAAUAAACUACUUACACCAGA
Photinus pyralis (common eastern firefly) is the source of this 2281-nucleotide messenger RNA. RefSeq names its product pickpocket protein 28-like. The coding region runs from base 321 to 1994 and encodes 557 amino acids. NCBI's taxonomy places the organism in Eukaryota, Metazoa, Arthropoda, Insecta, Coleoptera, Lampyridae. Gene Ontology annotation, biological process: sodium ion transmembrane transport. Gene Ontology annotation, molecular function: ligand-gated sodium channel activity. The transcript has 10 exons. Gene Ontology annotation, cellular component: membrane. The record is from RefSeq and is a predicted model, not a curated record.